AUGCUGCACGGCUGGGCUUCGCUGCCGCCCUGCCACCCCACCACCUGCUCUGAGCACCGCCUGGAGCUGGGCAAGGAUGUGGAGCUGGGGCUGUAUGUGGCGUCGGGUGUGGUGGUGUUUGACCUGCACCGCCGCUCGGUCAAGUGGAGCCAGCACCUGGACCUGUCCACAGACUACACCUCCUUCAAGGCGUACGCCUACUCGGCCCCCACGCUGGCCGACAUUGACAACAACGGCAAGAUGGAGAUCAUCAUGGGCACAUCCAUGGGCUUUUUGUAUGUGCUGGACUGCUACGGCGUCACGCGCCCCGGCUUCCCGCUGCAGAUGGGGGACAUCCAGGCCCAGGUGGCCAUGGCCGACAUCAACGCCGACGGCCAGCUGGAGAUGGUGGCGGCCGACUCGCGCGGCAACGUGGCCGCCUUCACCGCGGCGGGCAAGGAGGUGUGGGAGACGCACCUCAACAGCCAGAUCCACCAGAACGCUGUGUUUGGUGACAUUGAUGGCGACGGGGAGCUGGAGGUGGUACUGGCCACCUUCAGGCCUGGGCCCCCGGCGCUGCUGGGCAGCAGCACUGGGCUCUAA
Molecule: messenger RNA, 582 nt
Organism: Chlorella variabilis
Lineage: Eukaryota; Viridiplantae; Chlorophyta; Trebouxiophyceae; Chlorellales; Chlorellaceae
Exons: 7
Coding region: 1-582 (193 amino acids)
Molecular function (GO): protein binding
Source: RefSeq, a predicted model, not a curated record